CUUGGCCAAACUGGAAUAAUAAUAAAGCUUGAAAUAACUAGAAACACAUCUAAAAAGGUGGAAACAUUACUGCGUUGCAUGAGGGAUAUAAGGAGCGGCGUGGCGCCUGGCGCGGGUCAGUUAGUCAGUGUCAGUAGAGGCCGUGAGGUGUCACGCGUCACGGUGGUGUCAGGUGCCGCCUCUCCUCUCAUUCUCUCAUAAUGAAUACCAGAAGAUUAUUCCGCUCCAAUAGGACUAAUACAUCCAGAAAUGCGAGCAAUAGUAGUAGUACCGGUAGUCAGCCUCCAGCUGUUGUCCAGCUGCAUGAAGGUGCUGAGGGUGGUAGUCAAAAUCCAGAACAUGCUUCAUUAUCUACGGUAGACAAGGUAUCAUCACCUCCAGAUGAAAUAUGUUCAAUAUGCAUAGUGAGCCUAAGGCAUCAGUCUGGUUUUAAUGAGGAUAUAAAACAUGAGGAUUCUCCAGGGAAUGCAUCUUGUUCACAAGGGUCAAAUGGUUUUGGUACUGUGCAGUUAGUCCGCUGUAAACACAUCUUUCAUUUCGUGUGUGUGAAGGAGAUGGUUAAAGCUUCACCAAAGUUUUUGCAGUGUCCUUACUGCAAAGCCAUAUAUGGAAUUAGACAAGGCAACCAACCCCAAGGCUCUAUGAAAGUUGAGUGGGCACCCUACAAGCUUCCAGGACAUCCUGACUGUGGUACAAUUAUUAUAAAGUAUAGCUUUAAAGAUGGUAUUCAAGGACCAGAGCAUCCUAAUCCUGGAGAACCGUACAGAGCACAUGCUUUUCCACGGGUUGCAUUUCUUCCUGACAAUACUAAGGGAAAUAAGGUACUGAAACUGUUACAAGAGGCAUGGAAACGGCGCUUGAUCUUCACAGUGGGUACAUCGGCCACCUCUGGGUUGAGGGAUGUGAUAGUUUGGAAUGACAUUCACCAUAAAACAGAGCCCUCCUCUAAUAUCAGUGGUCAUGGCUACCCAGAUGAAUUCUACCUGGACACUGUACUUAUGGAACUGGAAAUUGCUGGGGUUACAGAUGCAACAACUGAGUAAUGUUAACAUUGUCACAGACUUUGCCCGAGUAAUGUUAAAUAAUUAUUUUGCUUAUCUGCAGUAGUAUGCCAGCCCUUGUGUAAUUAGAUGUGGCUUUGAAUACUCGGUUUCAGUAACCCAUUCUUUUCUUUAGUGCUUGAGAUGCAUGAAGGAAAAAAUCAUAUUGGUUUAGUUAUUAUAAAGGAAUGACAAAUUAUUUUAUUGAGAAAGGGUAAUGUCUUGUAUCAAUAAAAUUGACUUGAUCAUUAAGAUUUUUACCUACAAUUUAUCACAGUACAACUUAUUAAUAAUAGAGAUGAACAUUUAUAUUUUUAAUUGUUUAUACAUUCAUAACUGUCAAAGUCACAAAUUAAUUACACUGAAGUAGUAGUAGUAACGAAGAAUUAUUAAAAUAUCUGUAUACAGGUUAGGUCUUUCAUCAUUGACAUUUUGUGCUCUGUUACAGAUGGCCAGGGAGUUUUCAUUCUUAAAAAGUCUGUAAAGCCUGACCCAUGCAAAUAAAAUUGUAUAGGUGUAUAUUGGAAGUCUUUCCCUUUUAGCCACAAAUACAGUACAUAAGUCCAGAAUGCUUGGGGGGCAAAAUAUUUAAAUACAGUACUAGAAUGCAAAAGUUAAUAUUUGCAGCAUGUGUGAGAACCCAAAAAACUGGCAACAAGAAGUUAGACCCAUGUUUUAGAUGGUAUGGUAAAAAAUUGUCCAGAUUUUCUAAAUUAAUAGGUACUGUGACAGUCAGUAGUGUAUUAUGAUGCAGUAAGUUGGUUCAUGAGAGAGAACAGUGUUGACUGCAGUGCGAGUGCAUGGUCAUUGAAGUGAUGCAUGAUGAGAGGAGUAGAGAAGAGUUUGCAUGCUGGUCAAAAGCAGUGAUCUUAAUUGGUAAACUUUAGUCUUAUAGAGCCAUGGUCAGGAUCUGUGGGAAGUCUAGCAAAGUAUGCCGAUUUUCCAAAACCACAUUAUCCAACACGGUACAGAAUUCAGGCCAUCUGUACUCUAUAUGUGCUACACCGCAAGUUUUCACUAUACUGUCAUUUUUUUCAGGCACAACUGAUGUAAGGCUUUAUUAGUUUGCUGAAUUUUCUUUUUAAUAAUUUAUUCAUUAAUGUACAUGUGAAAUAGUUACAUGACUACAUAAAGCAGUGCCUCCUUGUACAGUGGUAAUAAAAAUGUUAACAUGAGUUUUGAGUGAAUUGUUGUCUAACUUCAUGUUCAUUAUACACCAUACAGUUAUUUGAUACAUCUCUUCUUGCACAAAAAAUACUCGAGACAAAUCAUAAUGAACAAUGCCUUGAUAAUGAGCACAGUAUAUAUUGUACAGGGUAUUAUAGUAGUGUAACAGAAAGUGUAACAUUAUUUGAUGGUACUGUACAUUCAUGUGAUUGUAGAAGAACUGUUAAGAGUAGUGCAGAUAAAUGCAAUAAAAUACUCUAAUAA
This is a messenger RNA of Procambarus clarkii (red swamp crayfish), 2471 nucleotides long. Its product is annotated as probable E3 ubiquitin-protein ligase DTX2. Lineage: Eukaryota; Metazoa; Arthropoda; Malacostraca; Decapoda; Cambaridae. Gene Ontology annotation, molecular function: ubiquitin protein ligase activity. Gene Ontology annotation, cellular component: nucleoplasm. Gene Ontology annotation, biological process: protein ubiquitination; Notch signaling pathway. The record is from RefSeq and is a predicted model, not a curated record.